AUGGUUCUUUUCAUGGAUGAGCUGAAUAAUUUGUGUGCCUCUGGUGACAAAUUUUUGAUUUCGGCCUUUUUGGGUUCAAACUUCCUCAAUUGUCUACCUGCUGCCAUGAGCUUCAACUAUAAUAAAGAUCCCGUGUUAAUACCUCUGAUUCUGAUGUGUGACGAUUCUGCUAUCGAUAGGCUGAGCGAUGAAAAAGCGCUAAGUGAAUUCUUUACACCUGAUUUGAUCAUACAGUAUUUGCAAUCACUGUUGAACGAACAGAUGAUGACCAUUAACUUCGGAUUUUCGAACCCGUAUGAUGGAGGUCGACCAAGCUGCUGGCCUCCAGAAAUACCGUUUUGUAAUCCAGCACCGAACAAUGAACAGAGCUUGACAAAUCGUCGAAUUGGCAUCAAUACUCCUGGUCAAGCCGCAAAAGUGGUUUUAAGGAAUAUGGAGUAUUAUUAUUCGGAAGUAGCACGUCUCAUCUUGGGACAGGAGGCAAGCCUGAGAAAAAUUUGCUUGUAA
This is a messenger RNA of Gongylonema pulchrum, 507 nucleotides long. Lineage: Eukaryota; Metazoa; Nematoda; Chromadorea; Rhabditida; Gongylonematidae. The record is from the annotation of a GenBank genome assembly.